This is a messenger RNA of Oncorhynchus keta (chum salmon), 5970 nucleotides long. RefSeq names its product arf-GAP with Rho-GAP domain, ANK repeat and PH domain-containing protein 1-like. The transcript has 29 exons. Gene Ontology annotation, biological process: signal transduction. Bases 343 to 3741 code for a protein of 1132 amino acids. NCBI's taxonomy places the organism in Eukaryota, Metazoa, Chordata, Actinopteri, Salmoniformes, Salmonidae. The record is from RefSeq and is a predicted model, not a curated record. Gene Ontology annotation, molecular function: GTPase activator activity.
UGUGCCAUUAGAGAAGCUGCUGUAAAUGUCAGACAGAGGCUGUUUGUUCAGGGUGAUUGCAGUUUCAUGAGGAACAUCAGUCUCUCUGACAGCAGUUUACUAAGCCCACAUCCUGUAUAUACCUGCUGUGAUAAGAGGAACAUUGUCAGACGGAUGGGGCUCGCAAUCCCAAGCAGGUUGCCAGAUGACAGUGCCCAUUUCUUACUCGAACCCCGUCAGUUUACCAAUGUGAACUAAUCUCAGACUCUGAGAAAACAUGAAUGAGCUGUACAUUUCCCGACAUAACCGAGCAACUAUUUAUUUACUGUAAUCCUUUGGCUUCAGUUAUUCGUCUCAGAUGUCAUGGCAGACCAGGAGGAUUCAUUGCGAGCUAUGCAGAACUGCUUCCGCAGUCAGUUUAGUAUGGAGGAGGUUGAGUGUGAAGACAUUGAAGCGAGCAGGAGAACAUCAUCGGUUGAUGAAGACAGUAUCUAUCUUGCCUGCACACUGUCACGAUCAUACGACCUCGGAGACUCUGAUCUUCACCAUACUCCUGUUAUCAAGAUGGGCUGGCUGGACAAGACCCCACCUCAGGGGAGCCUUAUUUUCCAGAAGCGUUGGGUGAUGUUGGAUGCACAGUACCUGCGAUACUUUCAAAAUGAGAAGGAGGUCUACUCAAAGCGGAUCAUAGCCAUACUGUUUGUCACUGACGUGCUUAACGUUGGAGAGCAGAAGUUUGAGGUGGUGACAAGGAACAGGACUUUCUUGUUCCGUGCAGAAAACAACACUGUCAGGGAGGAAUGGGUGUCAGUACUGAAAGAAACUAUUCAGCAGCAUCGUAGCAGCAUGGAGAUGUCCCUUAUGAACUUCAGUUUUACUAGUGGACAGCGUGAUAGUGGAGUCUCUCUCAUUAGUAAACAAGGAUACCUGGAGAUGAAUGGACUGCGAUCCAAGGUCUAUGUAGUCAUCUGUGCUGACAGGGUCUUCCUCUACGGGAACGCUGAGGAGCACAGCCAGGGUGUUGGCAUCACCUACAUUGAGAUGAAUGUGGGUACUGUGAAGUGCACAGACAAACGGGCCUUCAACCUCACCACCUUCUACAGAACAUUCAGUUUCCUGGCCGAGUCGGCACAGCAGAGGGAUCAGUGGGUGGAGGCCCUGCAGGACUGUGUCAGUCGCUCUCUGUCCAGCGAUGUGGUGGCCCAGAAGAUCUGGGCUGUGGAGGCCAACCAGCGCUGUGCAGACUGUGGCGCCCCCCAUCCAGACUGGGCCUCUGUCAACCUCUGUGUGGUCCUUUGCAAGUGCUGUGCAGGCGUGCACAGGGGUCUGGGCCAGAGUGUGUCCAAAGUUCGCAGUCUGAGAAUGGAUGAAAAGGUGUGGACUGAUAACCUUAUUCAGGUGUUCCUGUUAGGUAACAACAGGGUAAACCUGUUCUGGGCAGCUAACACACCACCAAGCGAGGCACUCCAACCAUCAAGUGAUAGUGAGAAGCGCCAGCGCUUUGUCUCUGCUAAGUACUGUCAGGGGAAAUAUCGCCGCUACCAUGCUCUGUUUGGCCAACAGGAGGCCCUCAACAAAGCUCUGUGCAGUACCGUUCAGACGGAUGAUGUAUUGGAGACUCUGUCUCUGGUGUUCUGUGGAGCAGAUGUGAACUGUUAUACAGGUGAUCCAGAGCUGCCCAGCCCUGUGUCUGUGGCCCAACACUAUGGACAGAUAUUACAGGUGGAGUUCUUAACUCACAACCACAACACAGAUCUGCCAGGGUCUAGGGCUGGAAAUCACACACUCCUAGAGGCUGCUCUCCCUGUCUCACACACUGGUUAUCUCUUCAAGACCGCUUCUUCAAUACGGCCAGUAACAGAGUGCAAAGCAAAAGGAGAUUUUAGCCGUCGCUGGUGCUCUCUGAACCAAGGUAACUUCAGCUACUAUGAGAGUGAGAAGAGCUCCAGUCAGAGCGGCGGGAUGAAGAUGAGUGAUGUCCUGUGUCUGUUGGUCAAUCCCCCAGGGAAACAUGGUUAUGCCCAUUCCUUUGAGCUGUACCAUGACUCUGGGAGAGUCUAUCUAUUUGGAGAAGACUCCUCUGACAAAGUGAAAGGGUGGAUCAAGGCCAUCGCCAAGGCGCUGGUCCCCUCUGCAGCAGAGGACCUGGUGUGCUGGCCCUUUGCGAGGGUGGGUCGGUUGAGCUACACUGAGGGCCAGAGCCACCAUAGCCCCCUCCUGGGCUGGUUCUCCCUGGGGGGCUCCAGACUGCUCCUACUCCUCCACGGAGCAGAUCGAGUGGAGAACAUCGACCUGCGCAAAAUAAAGGAGCUCUCCAUGGAGCAGGAGGCUGGUGCUGGUGCUGUGGUGCUGGUGGACGGAGGCAGGAGCCUGCGUGUGGAGGGGGACAGGAGGCCUGACUUCCAGGGCUGGCUGAGUGGGCUCCAACAGGGCUCAGGCAGAGGAGAUGGCCCCCUGGACCAGCAGCAGCUCACUGACACAGACGUCCCUGUCAUCGUGGACCGCUGCAUGAGCUACAUCACACAGCAUGGUUUGAAGUCAGAGGGCAUCUAUCGGAGGUGUGGUGUGAACUCCAAGAUCGCCGCCCUGCUGUUCUUUCUCCGCCAUGAUGCCCGGCAGGUCCGUCUGAAUGAAGGGGGGCGCCAGGUGGAUGACGUGGCAAACGUCCUGAAGAGGUUCCUCAGGGAAGUGGGAGAGGGGGUUUUCAAUGGCCAUCAGGCCUCUCUGCCAUGGCUCCACACCACUACUGUCAGUGAGAUGAGUGAGAGAGUGUCCCAGUACCAGGCCCUCCUCCACAGACUCCCGCGAGUCAACAGAGCCACUCUGGGGGCUGUCAUCAACCACCUCUACUGCGUCCAGUGCUUUGCAGAUGAGAAUCAGAUGAACAUGCACAACCUGGCCAUUGUGUUUGGUCCCACGCUCUUCCAGAUGGACGGCACUGAUAACAGCGCAGGACAGGUGGUAGAGGAUCUCAUCCAGAACUACCAGGACAUCUUCAAUGUGGAUGCAGAGCAGUUUCAGAGACAGUUGGACAUGAUCUCGCAUGUCAUCAAAGCACAGAAGGAACACACAGAGGAGGGAAGCCCCUCACCUCUCACCAUCUGCGGGGUUUACCUGGAGAGGAAGGAGGAGGGCUCUGAGCUGCUGGUUCAGAUCUCCCAGGAAGUGAGUGCUGAAGAGCUGGUAUGUAAGGUCCUGAGACGCAGGAAAAUCCCUCCACAGCAGGGGGACUACUGGAGCUGCUUCCUGGUCGACAACAACCAGGAGAUAGAGCGUCCAUUGCACUAUCAGGAGCAAGCGCUGACUAUCUAUUUCUCUCUGGGUAAAGACUGUCAUCUGGUGGUCAAGAAGAACUGCUACAUGGAGGCCAUUCUUACCUACAUAGCAGGCAGGGUAGAUGUCUCCCGAAACGGCCUGAUCAAGUUCUGUGAAGAGAAAGGUCAAAGGGGUAAGGGAACCUUCAGCAGACGCCUCUGUGUGCUCAGUGGCUUGUCUCUAAGGCUGUACAAAGAUGUGAAGAGUUCUCAGCCUGAGAGGGAGUGUCAAAUCCACGCUCUGAAGGUCUACUGUGGUAUCAAGAGGAAGUUACAGCCACCGUCAUGCUGGGGGAUGACUGUAGUGUGUGAGAAGGCAGUACGAGACAUACAGCAAUGGUACCUGUGCUGUGAAUCAAAGACCGAGCUGAUCGAGUGGCUGGCCACUUUUAUGAGCCUCCAGCAUGAUGGCGAUCUGUGGCCAGCAGCUUCCAGGCUAGAUUCCUGAUCUGAGGCUAAAGGGGAAAUAACCUGAUCCUGCUUUCCCAUCCCAUCUACUACUAGAAAUGUUUUCAAGUCUUCAGGUCUUUCCUGGAAAGAAAUGCGCUUUCACUGUAUAUCAAAUCAAUAACCUCAAAGUAUAUAUUUUCUCUGUCAAUAUUUGGUUGAACCUAUUUAUAACCCACAGCUAUGGUAAUAACAGGGGAGGCAGUAUAGAACUACACUAUAUCAACAAACUCCCAUUCUAAAAAUGAGUAACAAUAAUAUUAGAGGCACAUGAGAAAUAUAAUCUAAACGCGAUGUUGACUUUGAGGUUCUCUUUUAUGGGGACAUAAUGACCAUGUUGGAGAGCUGCAGUCGUAAAGCCAUCUAAGAUGAGACACAGUGCUUUCUGUUCAUGUCAUUAUGGUAACAGUGGUGGUCAGUAAUGAUUGGAGAGCAGGAUUUCUACGCUGUCACUACUCAAGACCACAGCUUGUUGCAUUACAGAGAUGUGCAGUUUAUAUUACUUUCAUUAAUUUCAUUAGCUCAUCCUUUAACAGAACCUUAACAUGAAAAGGAAUCUGAGUUGUAAGGCUAGCUAGACAGCACCCUUAGAGCAGCCAGGGCAGGGAAAGGAGACCGAUCCGGUUGCUAUUGCAGAUUCAGCAUCGAUCUAGUGCCGGGCUGGUCGAAGCCCCAGAGGUUUCUCUCUCUCUCUCUGUAUCUAAAUCUGGGUCGUUCCACCAAGUCGGUGGCUUUUGAGAAGUGUAACUUUAAAAACAUUUUUAUCUUCAUAAAAAAACACGUUUUAAAUAACGUUUCAAAUAAAGUAACAGAGUUGACCGUAACAGGGUUGAUGAUUUCAUUUUUUUAAAGCCUGAAAUCCCCUUGUGACAGGGGGAAUGGAAGCUUAUUGUGUACAACAGGGAGUGGCAGUUGAAUGCAAUCUUCACAACAUCAACACAAAUAUUUUUGGGAUGUUGUUGUUAAGUUGGUUAAAAUCCUCCUAGAUGUCAGAGAGGGACCUGUCAAAAAGCUGACUUUUAGAACUAGUAAAUCUUUAUUCAUAUACAAAAAAUCUGAUUGAUUGAAUUCUUCAUGUUGUCUAUAUUAAAGAUGCACUCGGGGAUCUUAAGCAUAACACAUUUGUUGCAUAAUGCACAAAUUAUUUUACCAUAUCACACAAAAUUGCAAAAUACAUAUGAUUUCAUGCAAAUUGCAAAAUGUGUAACAUAUCACAUGAAAUGAACGACGUAGUACACAAAAUAACAGAGAGCACUUUCGGCUCUGAGCACCACUUUCCAGACUACUGGCUGAAAUUAUACAAAAGUUAGAGAGAACAUCUUUAAAAGGCCUUUCAUUUCAUAUAUACCAAGCAAUAAACACUACAUAUUGGUGCACAAUUUCUACUUCAAAUAUCAAAGGGAUGCAAAUGCCACUCUUUUUGUGGAACAACCCAUCUCCUCUUCACGAGCUGCAGAGAUGCUGCUGCUCACAUAGACACCAUAACAGCAUUCCGCUGUACUGAGAGGGUGGACUGGGGUUAGAGCUGUGAAGACGGGACCCUGUUCCAGCUGUUUGGGACUGUGACUGACAGGUGACAGAGAUGGGCCAGGCAUGUGGAAACUCCUUCUUGUGCCGUAGUCAGCAGUUCCAGCCAUCGACAACAGCAGAGAUGUAAGUGUAUACAUGUUGAUGCGCUGGAUGGUUGUGUCUGAAGUACAACAGAAUAUAAUGAUUAUACAUCAUUAUCUGAGUACCAGAUUGUGAUAACGAAAUGUUGAUAUCAUUGUAUAUCAUUCAAAGUUGAAUUUGUCUUUGAAAUACAAUGUGUAGGGUUUUUGUGUUUCUUAAAAUCAUUAUCCCACCGUUCCUUUUAUGUCUGAGGUCAGGAUGCUGUGGCCAUUAAAAAUCCUCUUUGACUUGGUUGGUUGAUCAAAGCAAAACAUUACCGAUUUAAUAAAUCCACUUCUACUGUAGAAGAAGCAUAGAAAUAAAAGGCCUGUCAGUGUUUGAUCAUUUCUCCUUCAAAAUAAAAUAAAAGGUCUGAAGAGGUAGAGAAGUAGAUUAUUUCUACACCCUAGAUCUCUGAUGGUAAAUUGUUUAUUGUAGCCUUUGAUAUGGAUGUGUUUGCAAAAAUGGCUCGCCUAAAACACUGUAGUAGGUAGUCUCUUCACACUGCCGCUGUAUCUAGAGUCUAGACUAUUUGAAUGGCAAUCACAGUCCAUUUUUGUCAUAAAUAAAAACAUUUCAA